Carcharodon carcharias (great white shark) is the source of this 1589-nucleotide messenger RNA. RefSeq lists its product as uncharacterized. The record is from RefSeq and is a predicted model, not a curated record. The transcript has 10 exons. The coding region runs from base 543 to 1196 and encodes 217 amino acids. NCBI's taxonomy places the organism in Eukaryota, Metazoa, Chordata, Chondrichthyes, Lamniformes, Lamnidae.
GACUGAAGCACAACAAGCUUUAUCAGUUCGGGUGGAACAGACUGCUUUCUUUCAUGGGAGCUUUACUAGAGUUACCAAGCAUCCAAAAGCAGCUACUGACACGUUCAUUUCUACUCCCGAUGACUACUGAUGACAUUCAUAGGCAAUUCUGGUAAAGUGAAUCUUUCACUGCUGGUUGGUCAGCUGCUGUAAAUUGACAGGUUAUUAAACUGAAUCCAAACUCCUGUGAGUGAGAAUCCCCGUGGAGAAGGGAAAUCGACUUCAAACCAAGAUCUUUUGGGAUUGAAACAUGGACAUCUGCUCCAUAUAACGUCACCGAGGGAGAAAACUGAAUCAAACAGCUGUAACGUUGAACACAUGGAGACCAGCUAAAGGACAGUUAACUAAUUAGAAAUGAUUCAUAUGGUCUGACCGAGGUGUGGAGGUGGCUUCAGGAAGUCUGAAAGCAGAAGUAAAUUCAGUAGGCUGGAUCGCAGGGAAUUGCAAAAUUGUUACAGCACAGGAGGAGGCCAUUCAGCCCAUUGUGUCAGCGCUGGUCUACCAUGUCGAUUGUUCUCUCCUUGCUUUUAACCACUGCUGUUGUUACGGGUGGCGUUAGGGGCGGCAAGGGUGAAUGCCCGGAGGUGAAUUUUAAUGGGUCCCACUCCGUGUCACUACAUUGCUCUGACCCAUCCUACGCAAGAGCAACCCUCGUCCAGUGGCGUUGGACGGACUCACUGGGAAAUUGGAAAGAGCACCUUCUCCUACAAGUCCUGAACGGGAAGGUCACGGAGCACCCAGGCCGGUCCAACCUGGGCCUCUCCAGAGAGAGGUGCAUGGAAAGUGGAGACUGCUCACUGACUAUGACACCUACAGGAGAUGAUGUUGGGCUCUACCAUUGCGUUGUGUGGACCAACACGCGGAUUACUGAAGAACAGUCCCUCCUGGCAUAUAAAGCGGGCCCCAAGGCUCUCCGAGCGACCUACGUGGCUGUGGGGGUCUGCGGGGGUUUGCUGCUUCUCCUGGCUCUCGUCGGGUUCGCUUGGAUCUGCAGGCGAAAAGGCCGAGGUCAGGCUCAGAGCUCUGAAUCCCAGAAUCACAGAGGAAACAACAUAAACUUAAAUGCGACAUACGUGAAUCAAAGAAGAAACUUAAAUUCGACUUACAUGGGCCUGAACUUGAGUGACCGUCAUCUUUACAGCAAUCUGGGACGCUGACAGAUGUUUGCAGGAGCCGCUGUGGACCCAGUGAAAAGCUAUUGCUUUGAAGGUCAAUGUGACCAGUGGCCCAGCAGAGAUUAUUCUCGAAUUCACUUCUCUUUGCCGACCGGAUAUCAUUUACGUUUGCUGAUUCGAUAUAUUUAAACAAUUAGCUGCACAAAUCAAAUUCAAAGUACUAUGGUUGUGAAUCAUAUAAACAGUUGUGGAGGGAUACUCUCUUCACCACCUGUAGGGGGGAGUGCUGAAUGACAGAAAUGGGAGCACAAGGAGGACAUUCAGCCCUUUUAUCCAGUCCACCAUUCAAUACGAUCAUGGCUAAUCUUCUACCUCAACACACUGACACAGUCUCUCUCUCACUCUCUCUCUCUCUCUCUCUCCCCCCCCCUCACU